This is a messenger RNA of Capsella rubella, 6660 nucleotides long. RefSeq lists its product as uncharacterized. Bases 235 to 6207 code for a protein of 1990 amino acids. NCBI's taxonomy places the organism in Eukaryota, Viridiplantae, Streptophyta, Magnoliopsida, Brassicales, Brassicaceae. The transcript has 13 exons. The record is from RefSeq and is a predicted model, not a curated record. Gene Ontology annotation, molecular function: metal ion binding. Gene Ontology annotation, cellular component: nucleus.
UCAUCUCCUCGGCCAGAAAACGAGAGUUGAUGCCUGUGGCACUUGUGUUCGUCGAGAAUCUAAAACCCAAAUCUUCUUUUCUCGGAGCUGUAUUCAAUCAUUCUAGCUCAUCAAGUUAAACAGAAUUUGGGGUUUCCACUGCAACCUCUUCUGCUGAUAACACUGAGGAAGAGGCAAAGCUAGAGCAUUAAGAAGACGCGGUGGUUCCGAAAGAUCAGAAAUUUUCAAUCAGCCAUGGAUUCUUCUCAUUACAAUCCUACUACCUACGAACCAUGGAAUUCUCCUUACUCUCCUCAUCUUCAUCCUCCUUCUGCUCCUCUCCUUCCGCCGCCACCGCCGUUACCUCCUCCUCGUCAAUCUCAUCCCGAUAGCCCUAAUUUCUAUGCUCGAUCAACCCAGAGCAAUGGGCAACGCCAUGAUUACCACCACCAGUACUCUCAUCAUCGCCAAGAUCUUCCUCCUAAUCCGCCGGUUAACCAGCCAUCUUCAUAUUACUCUCAGCAUCCGCCGCCGCCGCAGCAACACAAUCAGCCACCACCGUUGCAGCAGCUACAGCAACAGCAUCCUCAAUACAUUCCUCAGCAAGUUAGCUAUGAGCCUCAAAGGAUAUCGCAGCCGUUGUCAUCGAGUAUUCAGUGUACGGAAUCGCGAGAAAUUGCUCAGUCUGAUUGGCCUGUGUUCAAUGAAAAAAGACAUGAUCCAUGGACUGUCGAUGCUGCUCAGGGUCGAACUCGAGUGGAUGAUGGUCUAGGCCGUAACUAUCAGUAUGACUACAGCCGCUCCUCCAGGGAUUCUUCGGGUGUUACCACUAAUCGUGCCUUAGAUGGUAGUUCUAGGUCUAGAGAUGAGCUUCGUAGUCUUGGAUAUGUUAGAAAAGAAUCUGGAGCCACUAGGAUAGAUGGAAAUUAUCAAGACCGUGGUCAGUUGAAAUCAGAAUUCGAUAGAUAUUAUAGGGGUUUAAACGAGAAUAAUAGGGUUUCAUCUCCAACUGUUGUUUAUGGCAGUGAACGCCAUGGUGUUAGUGUUACAGUCAGUCGCAAUAUGACUAGGUCAUCGGCUAGCCAUGAGGGGGCUAGAACCCACAGAUGGGAUGAAGCGCGUAAUGGAGGGAGGACUCUGUAUCCCCGGAAAAAGGAUGAUUAUCAUCAUUCUGAAGUAGAAAAAUAUAUUGACCGUGGACGAAGAGAGGAGAGCAAUGAAUUGAAUCGAACACCCAGGAAACAAAUGCAGAAGAAGAGUGCUCUACUAAGGCUUGAAACUCCAAGAUCUUAUCAAAACAACAGAGAGAAUGAUUGGUCUCGGCAACAUAAUCAUCAUAAUGGGAAAAGGUUUAACUCUAACUCGUAUAGGGGUAAGGAACAAUUGGGUCAUUCUGAUCGUGGACUGGUGGAGAAGCAAAGGGGGCGUACUCCAGUGGAUCUUGAUGUUUCAUUUAAAUCGAAUGUUCUGGUAGCUAAGCCUGUAGCAUCACCUACAAAUGCAGGCAUCCGUUCGGGCGCGUCUGUGACACCUAGGUCUAGUAAAGCUAGAAGAGCAUUGCUUUCUGAAAACAAUGAGAAAGCUUCAUUGACUGAAGGAAAUGAAAAGUUAAGAACCCAUUUGUCAUUUGAGGUAUCUGUUUCUGAAGAAAGAAAAUCUAUUGGUUCAUCUGAUGGAUCUUUGGGUUAUGAAGGGAAGGAUUUACAGAAGUCAUCUUUAGAUGCAUCCAUCUAUUUUAAUAGAGAAGAUCCUGGUAGUCAGGUGUUUGCAAAGUCAGAUUUUGGUGGUAUCAAAGAUGACAACAAGAAGAUCAGUAUAGAUUCCUUGUCUCAUGAAAAUGACUCCUCUAGGGGUCUCCACAUGGGUCUGGUUUCCUCUGCCACUGUGGACGUUGCUAAUGUUUCAAUGGAUCUUGCUAAUUCCAAUAAUAGUGCUUCAGGGGACCUUGGUAAUGCCAAGAAUAGUGCUUCAGGGGACCUUACUAACGCCAGCAGUUUUACUGUUGGAUCGUAUAUCAAUACUAUGGUCAAGUCACCUGAUAUGAGUGUAGUUAUGGAAAGUAAAAAUCUUCUUCAGUGCGAAAAGACGGUUAAUCCAUCAGUUGAGAAUGUUAGCAGAAAAGAAUACAUGGAAACUACCCCUCUUAAUAUGACUACAGAAAUGGUUGACAAUAUGGACAGUGAUGAAGGUAAACAGACGUGUGUAAAUGGCACUUCAUCUAUGACAAAGUUUGCAGUAAUGGGAUCAUUAAAUGUGUUGCCUAUGGAGAAGACGGAUGGCUGUUCGCAUAAUGAUAAAUCAGAUUUAGCUAUGGCAGUACCAUCUGAGGUGUGUAUGGAAAAUGUAAGUGCCGAGAGAAAUGUCAAUGAUGAAGAUCUGGUUUUGAAAUCUCAUCCUCCAGAAAUUCCUCAUGUAGAUCAGUUUAGUGGUACAGAUAGUAGGUAUUUCAAAGCUUGUUUGUCGGAGUCAAAUUUUUCUCUUAGCAAAGAUCUUACUGAUUGUGCGAGUGAUAGUCUUGUUGAGGGAGACGCUAGUCAAAGUGAUGCAACAUUUUGUGAUAAAUUACCUAGGUUGUCUGCCUUUGUAACUGAAACAUAUCCUGCAGUUGAAAUCAAUGGUAUGUCUGGUACUGAAAGAGAUAUGGAUACAGAAUCCAGUCUCCAAGAAAUCGAACCAUGUAAAACAGUAUGCAAGUUGUUUCCUGAAGAUCAUUCUGGAUGUGGAUUAUCUGGUGCAAUUGGUUCUGUCCGAAAUCUCUCUAUGGAUAAAAAUCUGGAAAAGGGUCCUUCAAUGGUCAGCUCUUGCUUAGUAUCCGAUAGUUCUGUCAGUCCUUGUCAUAUUUCUCCCUUGGUGGUAGAGAAUGAGCAUAUACAAAACAAAACAUCUUUUCAAGCUAACUGCAGUGAUUUUCAAGGUGCCAUCAUGCAUAAGGAAAAUGAUUGUGCUGAAAUGAUUGAGGUAGAUAUUCAAGAAGAGAAAGCAAAGCCUUCUGGUGGAACUUCUAAAUGCAGAACUCUGGGAACUAAUAUUAUUGCUGGUAGUGGGGACUCUGUGCUUUCAUGUGAUUCUUUGUCCAGCUCACCAAGGCGGAACUUCCGGCAGAUACGGAGUGAAGUUCAUGUUGCUGCUGUGGUUGAUGCAAGUAGCAAAGGUAAAGAGAAACCCAAGCCUUCUGGUAAUACUUCUAAGUCCAGAAAUUCGGGAACUGAUAUCGCUGCUGUUAGGAGGGAUUCUGUGCUUCCAUGUGAUUCUCUAUCCAGCUCGCCAAGGCUGCACAGACCGAUACGGAGUGAAAUUCAUGUUGCUUCUAUGGUUGAUGAUACUAGCAAAUCUAAAGAGGAAACAGAUCCUUCUGGUGAAACUUCUAAACACAGAACAUCGGGAACUGUUAUCAUUGCUGGUAGUGGGGAUUCUACGUUUCCAAGUAAUUCUUUAUCAAGUUCACCAAGGUUGAACUGCAGGCAGUUACGGAGUGAAAUUCAUGUUGCUGCUAUGGUUGAUGAAUCUAACAAAGGUAAAGAGAGUCAACAUGGAGAUGACAUUUUAGAUAGUUUACCAGAGCAAAUCAUGACCUCCCAUGAGGUAACCCAGCCAGGUAGUUCUAUGGUGCAUUUUGAUUUAGUUAAGCCAAAUGGCGAUUCAAUAGAGAAGCUGACUGAUAUAACUUCUAAUGUUGGCUCUGGUGAAGCGUUGUCAUGUGAUGGAAAAGUUUCUGGAACUGAAAUUCCUGGUGAUACAGGUGUUCGUGUGUCCAGAUCCUACUCACAUGCAGAUGUUAAAGUUCCAUUGACCCAUGUUAAAGAUGAUGUAGUCUCUGUGCCAAAUCGGGAUUUCCAAAGUAAGACAUCUAUGAUUUCUAAGUAUGAAAUAGAAAAGAAGAAAAUGAAAUCCAACUACUCUGCUCAGAAAAGUUAUCCCAGUUCCCUGCCUUUUGUGUCUGACACUAAGAAAGGUGCUAACCCUCCAGUUCAUAUCACUAAGCGUCACACGUGGCAUCGAAAGUCCGAUACUUCUUCUUCUUCUUUUGGAGCUGCCAAGCCUUUGUCGUCAACUUUGUCUAAAACACAGAUUGUUCCCAGAGUGACAGCCAAAUCUAGUAGUAGUUAUGUACGUAAAGGAAACAGUCUUCUUCGAAAACCCUCGCCUGGUGCUCCUGGUGUUGCCCUUGGAAUGGCUCCAUCUGCUGUCCAGUUGAAUCAUUUUACUGUCCAAGACAAAAGCAUGGGAUCGUCCAGUAUGGUUGAUGCAGAUAAUGCUUCUUCUAUUGUUAAAACUGGAAAAAUACUUACUCUUGAGAGGCAGUCAAAUCCUCUCUCAGACAGCAGCACUUCCAAAGUAUCAAAUGCCAUUGCUACUUCAUCAGGAAAAUGUGCGUUAUCGUACAGCAUGGAUCACCUUACCACCGGCUUACCUGAGUCUAUCAUGGAUUCUGCUACAUCCGGAGAAGCUUAUGUUCCACAUUCUGGUGGGGAUACAUUCAAGACAUCUGACACACUAGUUCAGACAGAUAACACUUCAGAUUGCCAGCAGAAGAGAAAUCUCCCUAACUCGGAUUCGUCAAAUUUGAAGAGAAUGGUAUAUGUCAAGAGAAAGGCAAAUCAGUUGGUUGCAGCUUCAGAUAUUCUUGGUGUCAGUACGAACCAGAUUCCUCCCUCUGAUGGCUACUUUAAGCGAAGUAAAAAUCAGCUUGUAAGAAAUUCAGAGAGCUGUGUCAAUCUGUCAAUUUCCCUGCCUGAUGAUGCUUUAGAUACACGAUCAGCUACAAACAUGGUUUCAGAAAGAUCAUCUAGCUCAGCAUUCUCUGACUCUGCUGUCAUGCGACCAUUUAAGCAAUCAAAGUUUUCUCUGGUUUGGACGCAAAAUGAUCCACAGCCAAAAAUGCCCAUAGCUCACAUGCGAUAUCAGAAGAUUUUGCCACAACUCGUUCCUUGGAAAAGAGUGACAUACUGGAGAAGAUUAAUGAAUUCAGCGUCUGCUUACCGAAAUGGUUCUUUUUCCAACAUUAGCCAAAAGUUGUCAAUGAUGAGGAAGAGACACACAGUUUACACAAGAUCAACUAAUGGGUAUUCGCUUAGAAAAUCUAAGGUAUUAAGUAUUGGUGGAUCGCAUUUAAAAUGGUCCAAGUCCAUUGAGAGAGACUCGAGAAAAGCUAAUGAGGAAGCCACCUUGGCUGUGGCUGCAUUCUCAAAGAUUGAAAGCGAAAAGCAUUCAGAAAAAAAUAAUCCUAGGACAACGAGCAGAAACCAUCUGGCACGAGAGCGCGUUUUCAGGUUUGGUUCCCUUCGUUACAAAAUGGACUCUUCAAGGCGAACUCUUCAGAGAAUAUCUGAUGUUGAUCCACCGUGUUCUGGCUCUUCUGAAAAUGGAAAGGGUGUGAAAAGACCAUUUAUCCCAAAGAGAUUGGUGAUUGGCAAUGAAGAAUAUGUUCGGGUCGGAAAUGGUAACCAGCUUGUCAGAGAUCCAAAGAAACGAAUUCGUGUGUUGGCAAAUGAGAAAGUCAGAUGGAGCCUGCAUAAUGUCCGGUUGCGAUUGGCCAAAAAGAAGAAGUACUGCCAGUUUUUCACAAGAUUUGGGAAAUGCAACAAAGAUGACGGAAAAUGUCCCUAUGUUCAUGACCCCUCGAAAAUUGCUGUCUGCACCAAAUUUUUGAAUGGAUUGUGUGCCAAUGCGAAUUGCAAAUUGACUCACAAGGUCAUUCCAGAAAGGAUGCCUGAUUGUUCCUAUUUUCUGCAAGGCCUAUGUAACAACGAGGCAUGUCCAUAUAGACAUGUGCAUGUCAACCCAAGUGCCGCUAUAUGUGAUGGGUUUUUAAAGGGGUACUGUUCAGACGGAGACGAGUGCCGGAAGAAGCAUUCCUACAUCUGCCCGGUUUAUGAAGCUUCUGGAUCAUGCUCUAAAGGAUUGAAAUGCAAGCUCCACCACCCCAAGUUACAAAGCAAAGGAAGAAAGAGGAAAAGACCAAGCGAACCAUCACAGAAAAAUUCCCGUGGGCGUUACUUUGGUUCACAGCACAAUGUCCUUUCUGAGUCCGAACCAAUGAUAUUGGAUAGAUGUUCUACUGAUAGUGAAGUUUUCGGAAUGGAAGGUCUCGAUUUUAUAAUCCUUGGCACUACUGAGUAUGAAGCCGGUGAUAACAGUGAUCCAGCCACCGAGCAAUUUAUAUCCCGCGAUAAUGAUUCACCGAUAUCAAUAUACAAUCUAAUUAGACCAGUAGCUCUGAUGCAGUAAGAAGUAUCAGUUUGGUUAGGUGAGUACCAUGAUCUUCAAUGAUCGUAAGACUGGAAGAUCAAGGGGAUUCAGAUUCAGCACAUGCAACGAUGAUAAAUCUAUGGAGGAUGCGGUCAAGGGAAUGAACGGACAAUAGCUCGAAGGUCGCUAAAUCGCGAGGAAGUGGUGGUGAAGGAGGCCAUGGUCGAAGUGGUGGCGGCAGACGCGUGGGUGGAAGGACAUGGUGAUGGUGUCAGACGUGGAGGAUACAGCAGCGUUGGUGGUGGAGAUGGUGGUUCCGUAGGUUAGGGAUUUGAAUGUUUUGAUUCUUUCGUCUGUUUUUUUUUUUUUGUUUUUUAACAGCGUUUCGUCUGGUUGUGUCGUCGUUGGUUCUGCUUUUGCUAUUUUUUAUGUACAGGUAAUGUAAGUCACUAUUCGUUCUCUAAAAAAGCGCAUUCGCUAGAUUUAUUUGUC